AUGGCAGGUCCCGACUCAGAAUCCGGUCUCGAGUCCGGUCCCGACUCCGAGUCCGGUCCCGACUCCGAGUCGGGACCCGACUCGAAGUCCAGGUCACACUCCGAGGCCGAUCCAAACUCGAAGUCCGGUUCCAACUCCGAGGCCGAUCCCGACUCAGAUGAACUCGGAGGCCGUCCCGGGUCGGAGACAGCUCCCAACUCAGAAUACGAUUCCGAUUCGGAAGCCGUCUCGACCCGGUGGGACUCAGAGGCCGGUCCCCACUCGGGUACAGGUACCAACUCUGAAUACGGUCCCGACUCAGAGCACGGUCCCGUCUCAGACGUUGGUCCCGACUCAGAGGCCAGUCCCAACUCGGUCCCGGGAGAGUCCAGGCCCGAGUCAGAGUCCAGUCCCAAGUCGGGGUCCUGUCCCGAUUCAGGAGCCGGUCCCGACUCAGAAGCUGGUCCCAAGUCGGUGGCCGGUCCCGACUCAGAAGCCGGUCCCGAUCAGGGGCCGGUCCCGACUCAGAGUCCGGUCCCGACUCAGAGUCCAGUACCAAGUCAGGAGCCACUCUCGACUCAGAAACCGCUCCCGACUCAGAGUCCAGUCCCGACUCAGAAGCCGGUCCCAAGUCAGGGGCCGUUCCCGACUCAGAGUCCAAUCCCAAGUCAGGAGCCGCUCCCGACUCAGAAACUGCUCCCAACUCAGAGUCCGGUCCCGACUCAGAAACCGCUCCCAACUCAGAGUCCAGUCCCGACUCAGAAGCCGGUCCCAAGUCAGGGGCCGGUCCCGACUCAGAGUCCGGUCCCAAGUCAGGAGCCGCUCCCGACUCAGAGUCCGGUCCCGACUCAGAAGCCGGUCCCGAGUCAGGAGCCGGUCCCGAGUCAGGAGCCGCUCCCGACUCAGAGUCCAGUUCCGAGUCAGGAGCCGGUCCCGACUCAGAAGCCGGUCCCGAAUCAGGGGCCGGUCCCGACUCAGAGUCCGGUCCAAAGUCAGGAGCCGCUCCCGACUCAGAGUCCGGUCCCAAGUCAGGAGCCGCUCCCGACUCAGAGUCCGGUCCCAAGUCAGGAGCCGCUCCCGACUCAGAGUCCGGUCCCGACUCAGAAACCGCUCCCAACUCAGAGUCCAGUCCCGACUCAGAAGCCGGUCCCAAGUCAGGGGCCGGUCCCGACUCAGAGUCCGGUCCCGACUCAGGAGCCGCUCCCCGACUCAGAGUCUGGUUCGAGUCAGGAGCCGCUCCCGACUCAGAGUCCAGUUCCGUGUCAGGAGCCGGUGCCGUGUCAGGAGCCGGUCCCGACUCAGAGUCCAGUUCCGAGUCAGGAGCCGGUGCCGUAUCAGGAGCUGGACCCGACUCAGAGGCCAGUCGAGGCUCAAAAGGUCCACUCUUGUAUGGUCCGUCAGUUUGAAUAUCAUCCGUAUGAAAUCCGCAACAAAAUAUAUUUAGAAAUCUCUUCCACGCCUUUCCAACUCGGUUUCUUCUCAGAUGGAUUUUUCUUGGCCUCGACAAAGUUCUCCUGA
Poeciliopsis prolifica (blackstripe livebearer) is the source of this 1497-nucleotide messenger RNA. RefSeq names its product cell surface glycoprotein 1-like. Lineage: Eukaryota; Metazoa; Chordata; Actinopteri; Cyprinodontiformes; Poeciliidae. The record is from RefSeq and is a predicted model, not a curated record.